Messenger RNA from Lycium ferocissimum, 2462 nucleotides. Its product is annotated as pollen-specific leucine-rich repeat extensin-like protein 3. NCBI's taxonomy places the organism in Eukaryota, Viridiplantae, Streptophyta, Magnoliopsida, Solanales, Solanaceae. Gene Ontology annotation, molecular function: protein binding. The record is from RefSeq and is a predicted model, not a curated record. Bases 399 to 2336 code for a protein of 645 amino acids. The transcript has a single exon.
CAUUUUCUUCUUGUUAUUACUUCGAGGUGUAAACCAACGGCCUAGAGAAAUUUAAGGUUUACCUUUGUUUCCUCAAUUAUUUUGUGGUGAAAUUCAUUGUAGCAUUCAUCACCAUUGGCCUUCCAUUUUCCCCCUAAAUACACUCCUUGUCUUCAUGCAAGUGAAUAUUUUAAUGACUAAAUUCAAACACUGCAUUGACAUAAUUUGACCUUAACCUGCAACACUACCUCCCACCAAAAGAGGGAAAAAAUCAAUCUUCAUUUCUCAUAUGAUGAACAUAUUUUAUCUUUCAUAAUUCUUUUUGUGUUUAACAGAUAGUUCUUUUGCAAAUCAUCUUCCAUAGGGCAGCCUUGGGGUUCUUCCGAGGCAGCUUGUUAGUCCGAUAUUCUCCUCCAAAAAUGCAGGCGUAUCGAUGUUUUUUCAUUUUGUUGCUCUCUUCGAUUCUGUUUUCUUUCUCUUGUGCACUCUCUGACCAUGAAGCAUCAUUUCUUGCACGACGACAACUCUCAACACUUCCUGAAAAUGGUAAUUUACCCGAUAACUAUGAAUUCGAGGUGAAGGUAGAAUACACAUUUCCUAAUUCCAGGCUUAGACGUGCCUACAUUGCGUUAAAGGCAUGGAAAGAAGCUGUAUACUCUGACCCUUCUAAAUUCACCAGCAACUGGAAAGGUCCAGAUGUUUGUAACUAUAAGGGCGUUUUUUGUUCGCCGGCUUUAGAUGAUCCUAAUGUAACUGUUGUUGCUGGGAUUGAUCUUAAUCAUGCAGAUAUAGCAGGCUAUCUUCCUGUAGAAUUAGGAUUAUUGACAGAUGCAGCUUUGUUUCACCUAAAUUCCAAUAGAUUUUGUGGAAUUGUUCCAGAGAGUUUCUCUAAGCUUACAUUGCUGCAUGAGUUAGAUCUUAGUAAUAAUCGUCUUGUUGGUCCUUUUCCUAAGGUGGUUCUAAACAUGCCUAACCUUAAGUACUUGGAUUUAAGGUUUAACAACUUUGAAGGAGAGUUGCCUGCACAAUUGUUUGACAAAGAUCUUGAUGCUUUGUUCUUGAAUGACAAUCGAUUCGUAUCUACCAUCCCCGAGACUCUUGGAAAUUCUUCGGUUUCUGUUAUUACGUUUGCCAAUAACAAGUUCCAUGGUUGUAUUCCUAACAGCAUUGGAAAGAUGUCGAACUUGGAUGAGAUCGUGUUCUCAAACAACGAUCUUGGUGGAUGCUUGCCUGUUGAGGUCGGGUUGUUAAAGAAUGUAACAGUGUUCAAUGCUGCUGGGAAUUCGCUUUCUGGGAUAUUGCCAAAGACCCUUAAUGGUCUUUCACAUGUUGAAGAAUUGGAUCUUUCGCACAAUUCCUUAACUGGCUUUGUUCCGGAGAAUCUAUGUAGUUCAUCAAGUUUGAAGAAUUUCAAGUUUUCGUUCAAUUACUUCAAUGGCGAGGCCAAAAGUUGUGAACCACAUACGAGGAAAGAUGUGACUUUCGAUGAUACAAACAAUUGUUUGCCUGAUAGACCAAAACAAAAGUCUCAAAAACAAUGUCAACCUAUUGUGAGCAAGCCAAUUGAUUGUAGUAAGGCUAAAUGUGGAGGACCCUCAUCAAAAUCUCCUCCUCGUAAGAAAAAUGAAGUGCCACCAAAACCAACACUUUCUCCCACACCAAAACCUCAACCUCCUAAAUCAAAGCCUAAUCCUCCACCUACCCCCAAGUCACCACCCACCCCUAAACCAUCUCCAAAGCCUCAUGCUCCACCACCCACCCCAAAGAAGGCUUCUCCUCCUCCUGUUUCCUCUCCACCACCACAAGUCUUCUCACCGCCGCCAAUAGUACAUUCUCCACCACCACCUGUCCACUCUCCUCCUCCACCUGUUUCCUCUCCACCACCUCCGGUACACUCCCCACCACCUCCCAUGCACUCGCCACCACCCCUUCACUCUCCACCACCACCUGUCCACUCUCCUCCUCCACCUGUUGCCUCUCCACCACCACCCGUUCACUCUCCACCGCCACCUCCAGUACAUUCUCCACCGCCGCCUGUCCACUCUCCUCCUCCACCUGUUGCCUCUCCUCCACCACCCGUACAUUCCCCACCACCUCCCGUACACUCUCCACCACCACCAGUCCACUCCCCACCACCACCCGUCCACUCUCCACCACCACCUCCAGUACAUUCUCCACCACCACCUAUAGUUCAUUCUCCACCACCGCCUGUCCACUCCCCACCACCACCACUAAAAUCUCCACCACCUCCUUCUCCAAAGUUGUCCCCGCCUCCACCUUUCGAACAUGUUGUCCUUCCACCAAAUAUUGGUUCAAUUUACGCAUCACCACCUCCGCCAAUCUUCCAAGGAUAUUAAUCAAACAAUGAAGCUUUGUCUCGUUUUCACCUUUUUAGUACGUACAAUAUUUAGUACAUGUAGAACUACAUCAUUGUAUUUCUUUUUGUCGAAGUACCUAAUAUAUGGUGAUGUUUUUCUUUGUUU